AUGAUUAUCCCGAGGUAUACAAUGGAUGACGACGUUAUCACUUCUCCGUAUAACACGAUUUUGGCUCUUGAUCAAAUCACUGAAUUUGCUGACUGUGUGCUGCCUAUCGAUAAUAUCGCCCUAUCCAGUAUAAUAGAUAAAGCUAGGAAUUGCUGUCGUAACUCCGGUGGGAAUGUGAAUGAAAAUACAGCUUCCUUAAUCGGUCCGAAACACACCAAACAAGCGAAACCCUUCGAUGAUAUGAACAACAUCGUAGCUAAUAUGCUAUUAAAUCUCACGAGCUCCUCUCGAUUUGAAGGUACUAUGAAUGUUGAUUUAAAUGAAAUCAGUAUGAACUUAGUUCCAUUUCCUCGUUUACAUUAUCUCAUUGCUUCACAAAGCCCUUUAUCAACCAUGUCUCGAAUAUCAGCCCCUAGAAAGCUUGAUCAAAUAUUUUCAGAUACAUUCACUAAAGAUUACCAGUUAAUGUCUGUUGAUCCUUGUAGACAUGUUUAUCUAGCAGCUGCUCUACUUGUUCGUGGUGCAAUCAAUGCAUCAGAUCUCCGUCGAAAUAUUGACAGACUUCAAUCUCGCUUACAUUUUGUCCCAUGGAAUCGAGAAGGCUGGAAAGUUGGACACUGUUUAGUUCCACCAGUGAAUUAUAAAUACUCCCUAUUAGCUCUAGCUAAUAAUACUUCUAUUCACGAAUCAUUUAGUUUUAUUUUGGAACGAUUCUAUAAACUUUAUCGGAAAAAGGCACAUUUACAUCAUUAUACAAUUGUCGACGGAUUUGACAAUAGUAUGUUUGAAUCAAGCGCUAAUUCACUUCAGGAAUUAGUUAUUCAGUAUGUGGAUUUAGAAAAACAGGCUAAUGCACAAAUUUUACCAAACUUACCACAGUUGGAAAUUAUGGAUUAA
Messenger RNA from Schistosoma turkestanicum, 897 nucleotides. The record is from the annotation of a GenBank genome assembly. NCBI's taxonomy places the organism in Eukaryota, Metazoa, Platyhelminthes, Trematoda, Strigeidida, Schistosomatidae.